Messenger RNA from Seminavis robusta, 2361 nucleotides. The record is from the annotation of a GenBank genome assembly. Lineage: Eukaryota; Bacillariophyta; Bacillariophyceae; Naviculales; Naviculaceae.
AUGUCGUCGAAUAGUUCCAUGGUUGAGGUGUUGGUAUGCGACGAAGUCGCCCAAGCAGAUCACUGCGACGCCGAACACUGCCGGCACGGCAAAUCCAUCACGGUCUAUGAAAGUCAGGGGACCGUGUGGAAGUGCAAGCUUUGUAAGCGUCAUUAUCACUACCAAUGUCUAGAAGGAACAAAAAGAAAAUGUUCUUUCUGUGGAGAGUCGAGCGAAGUAGAGGUUGCUUUUUUUGUUCAAGAACCAAAUCGUUCCGACCGGUGGGCCACGGUCUUUGAGGGGAAACCAUCGUCUCCACGGCGAGCCACAACAAAGGAGGAAACAAAAAAAACUGCAUCUACAAGAGCCAUUUCUCGCAACAAGCAAGUAAUCCCCAAGGCCCCGGAUUCAGUGGAUGUUGUGGUGGUUGAUGGUAAAAGUGCACAAGCAACAUCCACUAUGUCCAUUACUAGUAGUAAUGCCGCUGCAGCAUCUGAAGUGCCACUUGGCCAGCAAGAAUCCAACGAGCCACAAGUCUCAGAACGGCCACUGAAGCUACAAGGCGCUGCAGUUAGACAGAAUGACAAUUCACAAAAUGACAAUGCUAUGGUGAUUACUCUCGUGGAUACUAGUAGCCAUGGACUGGACGAUGAUCAAGACACGACAACUGCAAAGAAUGACAAGGCACCCACCAAAGCACCGGUCGAGGCUAGCAACAUUCCAGCUGACGAACAAUCGCCGGUAGGAGUUUCUAAUGAGCAAACACAAGAAUCCUCAGGUGACGCUCGCAAAACAUCAGAGGUAUCAGAUGAGUCUAUGGAGGAUAAAGAUGCAACAAAACCCGAGUCCUCCAACGGUCAAUCCACAGCUCUCACGGAUGUUGCAAUGGAGGAUACCGAAGAGGAUGACGACGAUUCAUUAGUAGUUUGGAUCAAGCCACCGUCCAAAAAACGACAGCGAGAGGGCGACACACCUCAAAAUGAAGCAAAAAUCACUGUUCGGGCAGCCAAAAACCACAAAGUCUCCGAGGGACAGCCAAACAACCGCCUUUCGCAAAAAAGACCUGCCCAGCGAAACGAAACCGUCGUCGUUCGCGAAGAGUCAAACAAGAAAGACGGUUGGGGACCGACAGCAGCAUUGGGCGCAAUGACGCAAGCCGUGGGAAACCUGAUCGACAAUGGGAAAAGCCUCAUCGCAAACAGAAAAGGUUCUGCCAAGAAAAAACGAUCCAAUACCAGAUACGGGUUAAGGUACGACUCGGAUUCUUCCUACGAAGAAGACACACCAGUCAAGAAGUAUAACAAAACAAAGCUCGAAACGAAACCAGAGUCACAAUUCACAGCACACCAGCGGCGAUCAGCUCGGAAUCAUCCCACCAGACCAACCAACCAAACGCUGUGGCCCGAUCACGUCUUGAUCAACCUAUGUGAUAUCAACAUUGAGGAUCCCGCCAUUAUCAGCUUGGGUACAGCCAUUGCUGCGGAUGCUACCUUUACGAAAGAACACCCGUAUCCUGUAUUCACUGCUUCCCCACUGGAACACGACCAAGAUGCCACGAUUCUGAACGUUUCGGGACCAGAUCCCAAGAAAGGGGGGUCGAUUUUGACUUUUGCGCACUUUACUAAAUUAGUCUCUCAGGGCCAAUUGGUAUCUGGGGACGUAACAACUGCCUACCUGUCGAUGCUGUCGCGAUCAUUGAGUCAAAGUGGAUUCCCAGUGAAAACCACAGGUGACUUUGUGUGGGGCAACCUUCAGCGCAUAGCAAAGGACAAAGGCGAUUGGAAGAAAGUGUGGCCCACGGUCUUGCAAAAGCAAGGUGCUCGAAAGACGCAUUACAAUUUGAUAGAUGAUACGGAAGCAAUCACGGUGCUGCAGCUGUUCGAAGGAAACAGCAAAGCCGGUCACUUCGCUUGCGUGGUCAUAGACCGAAGAGCUUGUAAAUCUGGCAUCUUUACCUUUUUGGAUUCGGGCAAGGCUUACAAAUUCACCAAUAUGAGACGCAUGCGCAAGUGCUUCGAGGACCUUGGCUUUUCCAAUCAAAACAGCAUUUGGAUCGAUGCAAAUGUUCCUCAGCAGGCGUUUGGAACCAAUGAUUGUGGUGUUUGGAUGUGUAUGCUGGUUGCGACCUUUCUUCGUGCUCUCAAGAGAAUCGGUGUUGGAGCAGAGUAUCGCAAAGUGACCACAUCAAUCACCUCGGGGCGUCUUCAACAGCAGGAAGCGUCCUCGUGGUUCAUAGUCGAUGGAAACCUGACGGAGGAAUUGGUUGGGUGGUGCGGUCGCGCAUAUAUUGGAGAGAGUCUGUUCCAGGGAGACGUGCUAUUGAACCAAUCCAAAGUCUUGGACAUGCUAGACUGUCACAUUGAUGUCACUGUGAAUCUCUAA